AUGCCAAUCGGUAUCAGCCAUGCCGAGAUAUGCGCCAAAUUCGAUCGAUUGAUCUCCAAGGGCAUCAUCGCCUACCAGCCCAGCGAAUCGGUUCUUGUUACCGAUAAGGGUAUGACUUUCUGUUUUCAUAUUGCCCAGGCCCUAGAGAACAAACCACAGGCUGAAGACACUAUACAAGCCAAACCACAAACACCACCAGCUGGUUUCAUUCCUGGUACCUUUGGACCUGGUAGCGAUAUAGCAAGAGACCACCCAGAUGUCUGUCUUGCAAUAAUCAACAAAACACAUUACCUCGUUGUCAACAAAUUUCCAGUCUUCCGUCCUAUGCUGCUCCUUUUAACCGUGGACUCCUACCGAAGACAGAGCGAGCCCCUUGCUUUAGAUGACAUCGAUGCUGGCUGGCAGGUUAUGUGGGAAUUGGAAGGUGAAAACUACGUUUUCUUUAACUGCACACCCACUUCUGGGUCUAGUAGAGCCCAUAAGCAUGUACAGGUUGUUCCUGCUCCAGGGACUGGUGAGGCGUACCCGGAGGAAUUUAAGCUGUUCCCAGAUUAUGUCCCUGAACCGGAAAAGGGUUCAUUCCCUCUGAGACAUUUUAUCCAACGGUUCAACUUGUUGCCUGACGGCUGUGUCAGGGAUAGUGAGCAUUUGUUAGAGAUAUACUUGGGCUUACUCCAAAAGGCACGAGAUGCAUUGCGGCUGGCCAAUGAUGUACCUUGUCCUCAUAAUUUUCUUAUGACAAAGACUUGGAUGGUUGUUAUUCCUCGACGAGCAAGGGAUUGUGCAGGGAUUACUGCAAACUCUCCAGGAAUGGUAGGGUCGAUUUAUGUUUCCAACCAGGAACUGCUAGAUGCGUGGAAAGAUUUUGGUCCUAUGAAUGUCUUGACUAGCCUAGGACUUCCUCAGGACGAAAUCUAA
Penicillium angulare is the source of this 918-nucleotide messenger RNA. Its product is annotated as putative phosphorylase. The record is from RefSeq and is a predicted model, not a curated record. Bases 1 to 918 code for a protein of 305 amino acids. Gene Ontology annotation, biological process: nucleotide metabolic process. Lineage: Eukaryota; Fungi; Ascomycota; Eurotiomycetes; Eurotiales; Aspergillaceae. The transcript has 2 exons. Gene Ontology annotation, molecular function: ATP:ADP adenylyltransferase activity; ATP binding.